GAAGCAUCGGAUUACUUGAACAGAUAAGUAGCCGAUUUCUUCGAUUUCUGCCAAUUCCAAAAGUUUGCCAGCUCCAUGGAAGCCACACUUCUUAGAACUCAACCUCAUUUCUACGUUCAAGCUGGGAAUUCGUCGUGCAAUUCCCAAUUUCACAACACAAGAUUAUUCGGAAACCGUAUAUGUGCUAAACCAGUAUCUCUGCAAUUAAGCAGAAAACGGUUUUGUUCGUCAAGAGAUCAUGUGUUGCUGAAAGAAAACAAAGGGUUUUUGUCAUUGAAUUGUUUUCGGCAGAAUUCAGCAAUUGUUCGAGCUGCUUCCGCAGAUCCAAUAAAUUAUGAACAGUUUGCUGAUACAUCAGGGAGCAGCGAAAGUGCUCUGAAUGUGAAUGGUUUCGAAAAUUCAGUAGCCUUGGAUCUGAAGACCGAGCCAUUCAGGAAUCGGUUUUUGAAUUUUUCACGGUUUGGAGCAAUCCUUAACAAUGCUUUGGAAUCCUUUUUUAAGAGUGAAAUACGGACAAGGCUGUUUGUGACUGCUGUCUUGUUAUUUGUGAGUCGCCUUGGCUACUUUAUUCCCUUACCAGGAUUCGACAGGAGGUUGAUGCCUGAAAAUUAUCUCAAUUUUCUCUCUGGUUCUACUGAGGAGCUUGGUAAUCUCACACCGGAACUUGAGCUUUCUCUCUUUCAGCUCGGGCUUAGUCCUCAAAUAGCAGCAUCUAUCCUUAUGCAGAUCUUAUGUGUCCUUCUCCCUCCCUUAGUGAAGCUUCGGAAAGAAGGCUUAGAUGCUAAUGAGAAGAUCAAGAGAUAUAUAUGGUGGAUUUCACUAGGAUUUGCUCUCAUACAGGCUUUUAUUCUUUCUUGUUAUUCACUUCCCUAUUCUAUAUAUGCAGCUAGCCACAGGGUAAAGCAUGUCAUGAUCACAACUUUAUUUCUGGUGUGUGGUGCGAUGACCAUGGGUUGGAUAUCUGACAAGAUAUCAGAGUCCGGAUUCGGUCAAGGAUCAUCUUUAAUUAUCUGUGUCAACAUCCUGACUGGUUAUACUGAUACAUUGUACAAGAUGUUGGCUCAGCUCUCAGGAAGUUCUGUGAGCUGGUGGCCAUAUGUCCUUGCAGUAUUAGGUGUCUUCACCAUAGUUGCAAUGUGGGCGGUUGUUGUAACUGAGAGCUUCCGAAAGAUCAAGUUACAAUAUUAUGGUUUCAAACUUGCUUCCGCCACCAGAGAAGAUUCUCCUAUAACCGAAGUUGAACCUUAUCUUCCGUUCAACAUAAAUCCUGCCGGGAUGCAACCUGUACUUACUACUUCAUAUUUUCUGGCAUUUCCCAGCUUGAUUGCAAGUGUUUUUGGCUCGCGCUUAUGGGAACACGUGAGAGAUAUCCUGAAUCCUGAUACAUCGCGCGGUGCAGAUCCUUGGGUUUAUUAUAUGAUAUAUGCAUUUUGCGUCUUCAUCUUUAAUAUAAUCGACAUAGCCAAUGUGCCAAAGGAGAUUGCUGAUUACUUGAAUAAGAUGGGUGCAAGAGUUCCAAAUAUAAAACCUGGAAAAGCCACUGUUGACUUUCUCACGAAGAUCCAAGCUUCAACACGUUUUUGGGGUGGUGUAUUGCUAAGUCUUUUGGCGACUACAUCAGUCCUUCUAGAUCAUUAUUUACGCAGUAUCAAUGAAGGGUUUCCGAUUGGUUUCACUUCAAUUCUCAUCAUUGUGGGUUCGAUCAUUGAACUGCGAAGAUCCUACCAAGCAUACAAUGUAAUGCCGAGUCUUGCUAAGGCAUUGCAACGCUAUGGACUAUGAUUAUCACGUUAAGGAGAACGAGGCCCUGUGAUGUUUAAAAAUUCUUGAAUGUAUAAAUGGAUGGCGGGAUCUGCUGUUUCAACGAGAUUAGAAUCAUCAAUGGUUAAAUCGAGUACUCUCGUUGUAGCAAGCAAUAACCGUAGAUUGGCAGGUCAGUUUUUGAACAAGGUAGCAAGUUUGGGAGCUGCUGAUACAUAUGUAGAAAUGUAACUUCAUUUUGAGUCUCUACACAUGUAAUACUAAUUGAUUGGAUAUGUAGAUGUACAACAGCCAAGGAGACAAAAAUUUGUUAGGUCA
This is a messenger RNA of Salvia hispanica, 2079 nucleotides long. RefSeq names its product SecY protein transport family protein (gene SCY2). Gene Ontology annotation, cellular component: membrane. The record is from RefSeq and is a predicted model, not a curated record. Gene Ontology annotation, biological process: protein transport. NCBI's taxonomy places the organism in Eukaryota, Viridiplantae, Streptophyta, Magnoliopsida, Lamiales, Lamiaceae.